Molecule: messenger RNA, 2405 nt
Organism: Cryptotermes secundus
Lineage: Eukaryota; Metazoa; Arthropoda; Insecta; Blattodea; Kalotermitidae
Product: probable glutamate receptor
Exons: 11
Coding region: 38-1921 (627 amino acids)
Cellular component (GO): membrane
Molecular function (GO): glutamate-gated receptor activity
Source: RefSeq, a predicted model, not a curated record
UUACUUCUGGUACUAUUUGCGGAGCGAAAGAAGCAUCAUGAAAUGUGUAAUUGUGUGUCUGCUGACAUUGGUUCCACUUGUGUUGGCUGGCAGUGCAUUAUCAAGUGACAAACAGCUUAUGUUUCUUCAAGCCUUUUGCCACCAGCAGCUAUGCAGCAGUAUGAUACUUUUUGACAUUACAGAUUGGUGGAAUGUGUCACUGAAAGAAUACCAGUUUGUCAAGUUCAUGUCAUUGAUAUAUCUGCGAAUUCUGGUCACCUCUACCCAGGUAUGGACCUCUUGUCAGCCACUCCCAGACAGUGCUGGCAAGACUCCACUUCUUGUCCUGCGAUACACUGCAUCCGCACAGCAUCAGAAAUUCCUUAAACAGUGUUCUCUGGAAGGGCAGUUUAGCAGAAGGAAUUUCUGGCUGUUCUUAACUUCCAGUUCACUUUCACCUCAGCUGUUGCACAAUCUCACUCACCUCAACAUCAGUCUUUACAGCAAUGUCUUCAUUGCAAUUCAUGACAAGGAAGAAAAUAUUCAGUUGAUGAAGAUAUAUACAUUGGGUCAGGACACCAGUCUUGAACAUCAAAUGAUUGGUGAAUGGAACAGUGACAAUUUAUUCCUACCACCAUUACCAUAUAUGUACAAUAAACACAGCCAUGGAAAUCUGCAGAGGUACCAACUUCAAGCAGCAACUGUAUUGAUUAAUGAAUUUUACACUCAAAUUGAGAAGAAUGGUGAUCAUUUUAAAGUAACAGGAGGAUACUUUGGUGAAGCAUUUAAAACUCUUGCAGAUAUAUUAAAUUUUACUUAUACUGUCAAAUACCUACCUGGUUAUUCCUAUGGGAACACACCUACUGACAACAGUUCAUCCUGGACUGGAUUGAUAGGUAUGAUUCAAAGAGAGGAGGCAGAUAUAUCCCUGUGUGAAGUAUCCAUUACAGCAGAUCGAUCAGAAGUCAUUGAUUUCACCUCUCCUCUCCACACAGCUGUGACACGGUUGUAUGUACAUGAAGGAAUAAAGGAGCCUUCCAUACACUGGUACUUCCGCCCAUUCAGUACCUCAACGUGGCUUGCUCUCAUUGUGGGACUCUUCUUGUUCACAUCCAUUAACACCCUACUCCAUUACAUCAUUUAUAGGCUGCUUGGGGCCAAAAGAAGGGCAGGUUUCCUCUCCAACCUUUUCACAGUUGUGACCAUCAUGUUGCAACAAGGGACAGACUAUCCUUCAAAAUUUUCCAUGAGACUAGUGCAGCAGUGUAGUGCCUUUUUGUUUCUGGUUGUGCAUAUUGCCUACAGUGCCAAGCUUACAUCACUUGCCACCCUGUAUACACAGCAGCCACCACUUCACAAUCUCGAAGAUGUUCUGAAGAGCUCCAGCUGGAAGUUUGGCAUUAUGAAUGGCAGUCUUCCCUUUAAUACCUUCAGGACUGCUGAACCAGACAGCAUGUUUGGUAAACUGUGGCAUCUUAAACUUGAACCAUUUCCUGAACAUCUCAUGCGCAGCUACAAGUCAGGGUUGUCUGCAACACUUGCUGGAAGUCACUUUGCAUUCAUGGGGCUAGAAGACUCUUGUCAAGACACACUGCAGCACAGCUUCACCUCUGUUCAGGCAUGCCAGAUCAUGGCUCUCCCUCAGAAAUAUUUACGUGGAGGGCUGAGUUUUGCACUGCAGAGGAACUCCCCAUACAAAGAUGUCAUUAACUACAGUCUUAUGAAAAUGAAGAGUAGUGGCAUACUUCAACGUCUAAAACUCAGAUGGAUGCCACAACCUCAACAAUGCAACAGGAUGCUUCAUGUUGUAACAGAAUGGGCAGAUAUUGUGGUUCCACUGAUAGGUCUCACAGCAUUGGCAUUAAUUUCAUUUUGUAUCCUGAUAACUGAGUUAAUACUACAUAAGUACAAACAGAACAGUAACAGCACAUCAAAAAAAUAGAAUUAUGAGUAUUAUGAAGUAAAACCUGUACAAACGUUACAAAAACAUUCCAUGAAACCCACUGGAAAUUUAUUUUGAGAAACUCAUACUACAUUAUAUGCAGUGUUAGGUCAAGUGUUUAAUAACCAGUCAUUAACACAUUCACAAGACAUCCUUUGAUAUAAAAUUAUUCUUUUUUACAAUAGAAGGGGAAAGUAACAUUACUACUUCCAAAAAUAAAAUAUUUGAGUACAGUUCUUUAGCAUAUCUCACAUCAUAGCUCACUUUAGGUCCACAGAACGUUUUUCUGGUAAAACUUGCAUUUUCAAUAAGUUUAUUCCCAAGAGAUCACUGAAUCAUGUGUUUCUUUAUCCAGUUUUGUCUCAAAUAUAUGAUGAGCCCUAUUGUUGAAUGAGGGAAAGAAUCUUGUUAUAGUUGAGUAUUUUUUUUAAUGCUAGUGGGGUGGGACUAAGUCCCUUGUACUGCGGCCACUUCUGGCCUAUUG